Vairimorpha ceranae is the source of this 1446-nucleotide messenger RNA. RefSeq lists its product as hypothetical. Bases 1 to 1446 code for a protein of 481 amino acids. NCBI's taxonomy places the organism in Eukaryota, Fungi, Microsporidia, Nosematidae. The record is from RefSeq and is a predicted model, not a curated record. The transcript has a single exon.
AUGAUUUUAAAAAUAUUACCCAUGAAAUUUUUGUUUUUGAUUGUUAGUCUUUUGUUUUGUAAAAAUUUUAAAGAUUUAUUAAAAAAGAGACUUACAAAGGAAAAUUUUGAACCGGUGAGUGCUGAUUUUUUUCAGAAUAAUAAGUGUUUUGUUUAUAAGAUUAUUAUUAAUGAUCAGAAUUUAGUAUGCACGACAACUGAGUUAGAAAAAGUUAUCUCUAAUCAAAGAAAGCCAUUAAAGGCUGAGUAUGAUUUUUCACCCGAAGCAGAAACCGAAAUACUUAAAAAUAUUUAUUUUUUAAAAAAUGAAGAAAAAAUAUUUUUUGUAAGUUUUUAUUUGUCUAACAUUUAUAAUAAGAGAAUACAAAACAUAUGUCAACAGGCAUUAAAUUCUAUUAAAAGAAGUUAUCCGUCUUUGUGUAUAAUUCCAGGUUUUGGUUUGAACCGUUUUCAAAAACUUACUUGUAAUUUUUUAGCUUUAGAUAAAAACUAUCAGCCAGCAUUUCAUAUUCCAAGUAUUAAAGAUGGUAAAAUAAGUACAAUAAAAAUAACAGGGAAAGAUUUAAAUCUAGCAGGUCACUUUAAAAAUAAUUUAUUGCAAGUAAUAAAACAUGGAAUUAAUCAAAAAGAGGUUAAAAUGUGUUUUGAAAAUUUUGAUUUUGUUAAAUUUUGGUACUUUAAUACUGUUUAUUCUAUUGAGUUUAUCGAUACAUCGAAACUACUUUGUAAAAAGGAUGGAGAAUAUCAUAUAUUUGAAAAUAGGUGCUUAUGUUGUAAACGGGUAAGUAUAUCUGCUAAUUUGAAUAACUUUUUGAGACAAAAUCAAAUGUCAAAAGGUGUUCUUGCUCAAUCUGAAAAAUUUAUUAACGAAUUCUUAAAUAUUACCUCAGCCAAAGCAUUCGCAACUAUGAUUUUGUAUAAUUCCCUUCCAAAAGAUACUAUAAGGAAUAUUAUUUAUGCGAAUGUUAGUGAUGCAUCAAAUUUUUACCGUGUAGCAUUAGCAUUUUGGUUAAAAAAUAAUACGCCAAGGUUACCUAUAGAAAUUGAUAAUGGUACCAACAAAAGGGAUUUAGAACAUAAAUUAUUGAUUUUUAAAGAAGAAUUAACCUCUGAAGAAGCAGAAAAAAUCAAAUCGUUUUAUAAUAUUUUAGCAAAAUGUGAGUUUAUUACCGUUAGUGACAUGAACGAAUUAUUUUAUGCAUUUAUUAUUUGCAAAGCUUGUGCAGAGAAUAAUCAUCCUAAACUUUUAGCUUAUAAUUCUAACAUGCACAGAGCAAAAGAAUUUUUAGGUUUAAGUCUGCCAUCUUUAAGUAUAUUAGAAUCGUUUUAUACAAUAUUUGGAGAUUAUAAAAAAUUUAUGGGUGCUAUUGAUCUGAAAGGAGAAGAAAAUUCAGUUUAUAGUAUCAUAGAAAGAGAAAUAGAGGAAAGAUUAAAAAAGAAAGAGUAG